Molecule: messenger RNA, 2002 nt
Organism: Solea senegalensis (Senegalese sole)
Lineage: Eukaryota; Metazoa; Chordata; Actinopteri; Pleuronectiformes; Soleidae
Exons: 2
Coding region: 419-1477 (352 amino acids)
Molecular function (GO): zinc ion binding; nucleic acid binding
Source: RefSeq, a predicted model, not a curated record
GGUAUGAGGCACCACUGAUUUAUUUGGUUUGACUGCACUCCGGCCGCUCUGCCUCAUUAGCCAAUCACUGCGCUUACCGAGGGAAGAAAAGUAGGCUGUGUCCCUCCUCCUGAUCUCUCGCUCCCGGGUCGUUGUAUGUGCCGCUAGCAUCCGAGCACAGGUAAGCACAGAUGGCCCUGCUGUUUUGUGUAUAUUCGCCCGUGUUUCAUUCAAUUAAAACCGUCAUUCCCUGAUAGAUCCGGCGUCUUCACCGCGGUCGAGCCGAUCGUUCGUGGGCGGUGUUUAUUGCUGCAACCAGAGCAUUGAUUGCCGUGUGUGUAUGGAUGGCAGCUUGACGAACCAGCGGUGAGCGUAUUGUUUUUCUCUUUGAAGUAGUGGCUCUAGCAUUCUAUUUAGCUGUAGUUGUAACUGUAUCAAAAUGGAAGGAGAGCUACAAGAGUUGAGGGAUUUGGUGGCACAAUUGAGGGCAGAGAAUGACAGAUUGCAGCUGGAGCAGGCUGUUCCCGUGCCUGGUCCUAGUGCUGCACCUGCUAUUCCUGCUGAACCUCUCCUCACACCGUCCACUUCUACCGCUCAUGUAACCGAGCGACUGGUCCUUGUACCCAGAGAUAGAAAGUGCCCAGCGUUUAGGGGUAGAUCAGGUAUAGGGCUAGAUGAGUGGAUUGAGGAAGCUCAGGCUUGCAUGAGGGCUCGCCACCUGUCCACACUUGAUCAGGCAUUCUUUCUUUUUGACCAUUUAGAGGGAGAGGCGCGUGAAGAAAUAAAAUAUCGCUCGACUGCUGAUAGAAGUGACCCAGCCAAAAUUAUUGUGGUAUUGCGAGAGCUGUAUGGUUGCACUGAUUCGUACGUUGCCUUACAGGAGGCGUUUUUCUCGAGGCGACAACAGGAUGGGGAGACUCUGCAAGAGUUCUCCCUCGCGUUAAUGAGUUUGAUGUCUGUGGUGAAGCAAAGUGCUCCAAGCGAGAUGUUAAAUGCAGAUGUUCUGCUGCGCGAUCAGUUUAUCGAAAACGUCAUUGAUGGUUCCCUUCGUCGAGAAUUAAAACAAUUAGUACGCAGGCAGCCUACUGUCUCUCUGCUGGAUGCUAGGGCGGAGGCAAUUAGGUGGGAGCGAGAGGGAUUACCAGGGGGUGUGCGUGGCCGGAGCCACUCAGUUCCUUUGUUGACGGGCUUGCAGUGUGGCGUCCAGACUGCUUCUUUAGUGGCUAGUCCACCCCAGGCUUCAGAGCUGCAGGAGGUGAAACAAAUGUUGAAGCUCCAACAGGAACAGCUUAAACAUCUUACUGAAACUCUUGCUCAGCUGCAGAUCAGUCAGCAGCGUAACUAUUCUUACCGUGAGCCGGUAAUCUGCCGGCGGUGUCAACAGCCUGGCCACUUUGCCAGGGAGUGCAGAGGAGAGCGUGUCCCUCCUCAACCUUCAGUGUCUGCUUCCAGCCGACCAGUCUCUCGGCGGGAUCCAGCUCAGCAUUCGGGAAACUAGCGCCCGUCGAACUGCGGAGUCAAAGUUCGGGGGGAGUUGCCACUGGCUCACCUGUCUUGUGGGGGGAUCGGAGAGAAGCUAAGCUUAUCAGCACUUGUCCACACCUGGAUGUGGUUAUGGGGGGAGUAACAGUUCCUUGUUUAGUGGACACUGGGUCCAUGGUGUCCACGGUCAGAGAAAGCUUUUUUCGGCAAUACUUUGAGACUUGGGACCAAGAGAAACUUAAAUCUUGCCAUUGGCUUCAGCUUCAAGCCGCCAAUGGAUUGCCCAUCCCAUACCUCGGUUACUUGGAACUCGAAGUCGAGCUCUGUGGUAGGAUUUUGCCAGGGUGUGGGUUAUUGGUGGUCAAGGACCCUCCAGCUGAUGCAUCUCCUCCUGCCCCGGGUGUCUUGGGGAUGAACAUUUUACGAAGGUGCUACAGCACCUUGUUUGGGCAACAUGGCUCUGCCCUGUUUAAGUUAGCCACCGUCACUGAAGCACCAAAGUCAGUGGUGCAGGCAUUGCAGAGGUGCCAUCAAGCUUCUC